AUGCUUCAGUUCGGCGGCAGGGUGUGCGUUGUCUCCGCUGUCGUCUGGCUGCUUCUGGCGGGGCUGGCGGCUGCGUCUUCUGAUCUAUUUGACAACCAACUAGGCGACAUCAGUUACUGCAAAAAGCAAUGCCAGAUCACCAUCAAAAACAAAAGCCCAGCUAAAGACUCCAUACUGAAUGCCUGUCACCGUGGUUGUCGUCUCUACUCCAUAUGUCAGUUUGUGAAUGGCAAUGCUGGCUUCAACACCAGCAGGGAGGAGUGUCAAGGAGCAUGCCAGGAAGCAUACAGCAAACUGCUGGAGCAGGAGGCCUGCAGCACCGGCUGUGCCAGCCAGCCCUCCGAACCUGAGAUCAAGAGGAGGAAGCUGAAGGCCAUGGCCCACCGUCCCAAGCCCCCCUCUGUCAUGGACACCGUGUCGAGCUGGUUUAACGACAUCGUCAGCUCUGCUCAGAGCUUCAUCUCCUCUACCUGGACCUUCUACCUGCAGGCCGACGACGGCAAGGUGGUUGUCUUCCAGAGCCAACCAGAGAUUGAGUACACUCUGCCGGAGCUGCAGGCUCCCCGCUCCAAUGUGGCAGACAAGCCCUGGCCACAGGUCCACUCCCACACACAGAGACCCCAUGGUGUGAAAGGACAUGGGGAGAAGGGAGCAGCCAAGACCGGAGGCAAGGGGAAGCACCCAGCAGUCCAGCAACAUACAGAGGACCCCACCGCUGAGCAUGACUUCCUGGGUUGCAUGUCAAGGCGCUCAGGACUGCCUCGUUGGAUCCUGGCUGCCUGUCUCUUCCUGUCCAUCAUGGUGAUGUUGUGGCUGAGCUGUGCCAGCCUGGUCACUGCACCUGAACAGCACAUCAAAACAGAGCUGAGCAUCAACGGAGACAAUGAGUUUCUGGAUGACGUCCAGAAGGUCAACCCCUACUAUCUGACCCCUGUGAUUGCUGUAGCCAUCGACCAACCAGAGGAGAGCGAGGAAGCUGGACCACUGCCAGUCAAGGUUGACCUCAACAAGACAUCUCUUUAGGGGACCAAAGGGAUCGGCUCUCUGGUUUCUAGGGUAACCAUUUCGUAAAAACCUCCCUCAGUAAAAGAGGGGAACAGAAACACACCAACACACACACCAGAUUUUUUAUACACACAUGGCACAAUCCCUUCAAAACAUAUUUGUCCUGUCUGAAUUCUAGUUUCUAUAACAAGUCUGACCAUCAGAUCUUAGCCUGUUGUGCUUAUCUCUGCAUACAAUACCAAUUUUCUAGAUCCCUAGUGUCCGUUGAUAAAUCUCACUAAGAGUGUGGAGAUCUAGUUGUCACCACCUUCUUGUACCUAUCAUUUUGUAUUUGACAAUGCAGUUGCUUAAGGCGUAUUUAAUGGACAUUGUAACUAUUAAAUGUAACUACUUAGAUCUGCCUGUGAGGAAGUCAAGGAGA
This is a messenger RNA of Salvelinus namaycush (lake trout), 1426 nucleotides long. Its product is annotated as transmembrane protein 59-like. The transcript has 8 exons. NCBI's taxonomy places the organism in Eukaryota, Metazoa, Chordata, Actinopteri, Salmoniformes, Salmonidae. Bases 1 to 1023 code for a protein of 340 amino acids. The record is from RefSeq and is a predicted model, not a curated record.